This is a messenger RNA of Pochonia chlamydosporia 170, 1011 nucleotides long. RefSeq names its product alkaline phosphatase. The transcript has a single exon. Gene Ontology annotation, biological process: carbohydrate metabolic process. The coding region runs from base 1 to 1011 and encodes 336 amino acids. Gene Ontology annotation, cellular component: extracellular region. Gene Ontology annotation, molecular function: chitinase activity. Lineage: Eukaryota; Fungi; Ascomycota; Sordariomycetes; Hypocreales; Clavicipitaceae. The record is from RefSeq and is a predicted model, not a curated record.
AUGCCUCCCAUACCACCGCACAAAACCCCCCUCCCCCGCAUAAUAACCUACUACCAAACCCACCACACCCCCUCCGGCGACUUCAUCUCCGUCCUCCCCCUCCUCACCCGACCAUCCAUAUCCCUAACGCACCUCAUCCUCGCAGCAUGCCACAUCAACGACCUCCCCACAGACAUAACCCUCAACGACCACCCCCCAGACCACCCACGCUUCCAAACCCUCUGGGCCGAGCUCCGCGUCCUCCAAGCCUCCGGCAUCAAAGUCCUCCUCAUGCUCGGCGGCGCCGCACAGGGAACGUACGCGCGCCUGGAAUCCGAACAGUUCGAGGCCUACUACGCUCCGCUGAAGCAACUCAUCAAGGAGCGAAACCUGGACGGCAUUGACCUGGACGUUGAAGAGCCGAUGACCCUGGGAGGCAUCAUCAAGUUGAUCGACAGGUUGAGGGCGGAUUUCAGCCCUGAAUUCAUCAUUACCAUGGCACCGGUUGCCAUGGCCCUGUUGGACCCGGAGAAGAACCUAAGCGGGUUUGACUACGAGGCGCUGGAGGUCAUGAGAGGCAAGGAGAUUGCCUGGUACAACACACAGUUUUAUUGCGGAUGGGGAAACUUGAGCAAUACGCUAAUGUACGAUUUGAUGCUGCAAAAGGGAUGGAGUCCGGAAAAACUGGUCAUCGGAGUCGUGACAAACCCUGCUAAUGGAUCUGGGUUCGUGCCGUGGGAGAUGCUCUCUGCGAUCCUGGGCAUUUUAAACAGGCGUCACCAGAACUUUGGAGGAGUCAUGGGCUGGGAAUACUUCAACAGUCUGCCGGGCGAUGCGGGACGGCCCUGGGAAUGGGCAGGCAACAUGUCGAUGCUUUUGAGAGCACACUCUCUUGGGCCUGUACCAACCCCAGCUGGAACAGAGACUCAACCAAUUGUCGAUGGUGAGGCAGACCCAGAUCCUGUCAACGACAUCCCUUUGCAAGUGCCCACAGACUUUGACUAUUACUCCGAUAGUACAGGAGACGAAUAG